GUCUGCCUUCCGGUAACUUGUCCGCUGCCGACCGGAGUAUCAUACCGCGUGCCUGCUCUGCGCGGAAAACAAGGCGCCUAAGGUUGGAGCUUUUCGGUGUCAGUUGUAGACUGUGAAGGUACCGUUUGCAGGUACAGCCUGUGCCCACGUCCAGUUGCUGCUGCCCCACCUCGCAACCCCUUCUGUUUCUGCUUUACUAGUAUCAAAUUUUCUCUUGAGCAUCUGAUCCCGCACAAAAGCCAUCCACGAGCUCUUGGGAUCGUGUGACCCCCUUUUCUCGCAAGACAUAAAACGAGCUCAUUGCUUUUGCCCGACACCGUGCAUUUGUCAAAGAGUCGCUCUAUCCAACUCCCGGCUGAAGUCGCUUCCAUCGUGCGAAGUUAUCGCAGCAAGCUCAAGCAGCGGCAGAAGAUCGCCAUGUCGGAUGAGUCAAGGAGUAAGGGACAGUCGGUCGACUUGCACCCGGGCGUGCCGAUGCACGAGCCUGCGGGUGCAACGCCGCUGACGAUGUCCUCUGGGCCGGACGAGGACAAGGAGUCCCUCUUGCAGCUACCGUCGAAUCUUCCGAGCACAAACCACUCGCAAGUCAAGCUGGUCCAGGAGCGUGCCGCUGACGGUACCACGCAGCACGUCGAGCCAGGCCAGAAAGCCAAGGGCGAGGUGAUGCAGGACGUCAAGACGACGAAGAUGUACGUCAAGGACAAGCAGCCGGCCUACUCCCUCGGACACACCAAGAACGCCCCGUCGCUCGGGUACGUCGACCAUGGUAACCUGAUCGGCGUGGCCCACGCAUUCCCCAAUCGCAACGGCGGCAACAGUCGCGCCGACACCGCAGGCGAGCCGACCGCGUCGAACCCGGGCAGCCGCAGAGGGAGCCAGGAUUUGAAUCUCAAUGGCCCGAACGAGCGUCAACUGUUGGUCGAGCAGCUCCGAGCAAUCAUCCACGAGGAGGUGCAAAUGGCCAAUCGCGGGCAUGCGCAGGACCUGAAGGCGGAAACCGAGGACCAGCUCAAGGCCGCUGUCGAGGAGAUUACCAACAAGCCAGCCCGCUCAGGCGACAACACUGACGAGCACAGCCAGGGUGCCAAAGGCGGCAACAACGCGCAUAUCUCCACCCGCGACGCUGCGAGCGACUACACCAAGGCGGAGAUCUUGCCGCAGCAGCGCCAUGACGGAGCCGUCAUGGCGCUGCGGGCCGUCGCGGACGGUGUGGAGGCCGAGAUGAGGGAGAAUGACGCAGACGUCAACGACGACGCGGACUUCCCCAACCCGUGGGCGAAGCUCCGGUACCACAUGCGCGAGCCGUUCGCCGAGUUCCUCGGCUGCUUCAUCCUGAUGAUCUUCGGCGACGGUAUCAAUAAUCAGGUAUUCCUCUCACAAAUGGUAGACCCUGCAAGCCAAAAGGGAAACUACUUGUCCAUCUCGUUGGGCUGGGGUAUCGCUACAAUGUUCGGUGUUGCCACUGCUGGCGGUAUUAGCGGUGGACUGAUUAAUCCAGCUGUCACUCUGGCCUUGGCGGUAUGGAGAGGUUUCCCUUGGAAAAAGGUCCCGAUCUACAUCGCCGCACAGAUCGCGGGUGCUUAUGCCGGUUCCAUGUGCAUCUAUGGCCUCUACGUCAACGCGACGCGCAUGGUAGACCCCAACCAAACGAAAGCAACCGCGCAGCUCUACACGACUUUCCCUGCCGACUUCAUCACGACGCCCUCGACGCGAAUCACGGGCUUCUACAACGAAAUUCUCGCCACUGCUGUCCUGCUGAUCAUUGUGCUGGGCAUUGGCGACGCGAACAAUACCCCGCCCGUUGACGGCAUGGCGCCGCUCGUGCUCAUGUGGGCUAUCACCGGUAUUGGCGCGACGAUGGGCUGGCAAACUGCGUACGCGCUCAACCCAGCAAGAGAUCUCGGUCCUCGCUUGAUGCUGUACACUGUUGGGUAUAGUCCGGACUUACUGUGGACGUUCGAUGCAUGGUACUGGCUGAUCGUACCGCUUCUUGGAACGCUCGUCGGUGCCCAAGUUGGCUGCUUCAUCUACGACUCGCUCAUCUACACCGGCGCCGAGUCGCCGAUGAACAAGCGCUGGCAGUUCUCGGACCUCGGCAGGAUGCGGAGACGGAGACAGACUGCAUCUGCCAGGAGGCCGUCUACCUCUCCGGCUUUGGACACUAUUGAGACGGCAGAAUCGAAGGUUUGAGCACACUGCCCUUCUGUGCUGCGACGCUUACAAUCUGCAUCUGCUCGAAUCUCUUUUCAUUUCAUCUCGUCAUUUCUUGCAGUCUGCCGCUGUAUUUCCACGCAUCGUCAUCUGAGAUAUAUCUGUCAUC
This is a messenger RNA of Tilletiaria anomala UBC 951, 2320 nucleotides long. Its product is annotated as aquaporin-like protein. Gene Ontology annotation, cellular component: plasma membrane. Lineage: Eukaryota; Fungi; Basidiomycota; Exobasidiomycetes; Georgefischeriales; Tilletiariaceae. Gene Ontology annotation, biological process: glycerol transmembrane transport; water transport. The coding region runs from base 418 to 2190 and encodes 590 amino acids. The transcript is spliced from 9 exons. The record is from RefSeq and is a predicted model, not a curated record. Gene Ontology annotation, molecular function: water channel activity; glycerol channel activity.